UCGUCGCCACCGAAGCUCAUUUGGGAGACUUUCGAACCCAUAGGCCACCGGGUCAGAGAUCAGAAAGCACAUGAAUGCAUAUAUAUAUGUGUGUGACUGUAGCCAUUGUGCAGUCUGACUUGCAGUCCGUCUUCUUCCGAUCUCUCGCUGCCAAAACCCUAGGCCGCCGCUUCGUUCUCCUCUGCAGCAACCAUGAGCGGCCUCUCUGUUGCUCAAGGCUUCACGAAGUCGCUCGCCAUGACCGUGCUGUCCGAGAUCGGUGACAAGACGUUCUUCGCUGCCGCCAUCUUGGCUAUGCGCCACCCUAGGAGAUUUGUCCUCUCAGGUUGCUUGGCAGCUUUGAUAGUGAUGACUAUUCUUUCUGCUGUUGUUGGCUGGGCUGCUCCUAAUCUGAUAUCUCGUAAAUGGACCCAUCAUGUAACAACUUUUUUGUUUUUGGGGUUUGGGCUAUGGUCAUUGUGGGAUGCAGUUAAAGGAGAAGGGGAGGCUGAAGAGUUGGCUGAAGUUGAAGCGAAAUUGGAUGCUGAUUGGAAGGCUAAUAAUAAAAGUAUAAAAGAAGGUAGCAAGGCUGAUGAUGAUUUGAAAAAGCAACAGCGGCAAGUUCUCACUCAGCUUUUCUCACCUAUAUUUUUGAAGGCAUUUUCCAUUACUUUCUUUGGGGAAUGGGGUGACAAAAGCCAGUUAGCUACCAUUGGUUUGGCCGCAGAUGAGAACCCAUUUGGUGUUGUCCUUGGUGGAAUCUUAGGACAAGCACUGUGUACUGUUGCUGCUGUCCUGGGAGGAAAGAGUUUGGCAACUCAGAUAUCUGAAAAGAUUGUUGCUCUCUCUGGUGGCGUUCUUUUCAUAGUUUUUGGAAUUCAAUCAUUCCUUACAACUAUUGAGUCAUAAUAUCAGUAAAACAUCUAGCGUUAACAGAGGAUAGUCAUAUGUAUGAAUUAAAGGGGAAAAGAUAAGACACUUGCAACAUUGCGAGGAAUCUCUUUCUUUUGAAGCUGAAGGCCUUGAUAUUAUAUUUGUCAUGAAGGUGGUGUGUAACCAGAAAGAACUGAUCUAUUAUAUGCUAUUACAAGAUUGGGAUUAAUGUUAUUUUUAAUUUUUAUUUCGCUGA
Molecule: messenger RNA, 1108 nt
Organism: Diospyros lotus (date-plum)
Lineage: Eukaryota; Viridiplantae; Streptophyta; Magnoliopsida; Ericales; Ebenaceae
Product: GDT1-like protein 4
Exons: 13
Coding region: 193-888 (231 amino acids)
Biological process (GO): Golgi calcium ion homeostasis; Golgi calcium ion transport; manganese ion transmembrane transport
Cellular component (GO): Golgi apparatus
Molecular function (GO): manganese ion transmembrane transporter activity; calcium ion transmembrane transporter activity
Source: RefSeq, a predicted model, not a curated record